Messenger RNA from Drosophila rhopaloa, 1637 nucleotides. RefSeq names its product probable dolichyl pyrophosphate Glc1Man9GlcNAc2 alpha-1,3-glucosyltransferase (gene xit). Gene Ontology annotation, cellular component: endoplasmic reticulum membrane. The record is from RefSeq and is a predicted model, not a curated record. Gene Ontology annotation, biological process: protein N-linked glycosylation. The transcript has 4 exons. The coding region runs from base 72 to 1607 and encodes 511 amino acids. Gene Ontology annotation, molecular function: dolichyl pyrophosphate Glc1Man9GlcNAc2 alpha-1,3-glucosyltransferase activity. Lineage: Eukaryota; Metazoa; Arthropoda; Insecta; Diptera; Drosophilidae.
AGGUCGAUCGGACACCCACCGCACCGCGAUAAGAAACGGAAUCCCAAACCAAAUCCCGGACAGAAACGAAAAUGAAGGACCUCUUCUGGCACCUGGUGGGCAUAGCCACCGGCCUGAAGAUCCUUCUUAUUCCCGCCUACCACUCCACAGAUUUCGAGGUGCACCGCAACUGGCUGGCCAUCACCCAUAGUUUGCCCCUGGAGCGCUGGUAUGUGGAGGCCACCAGCGAGUGGACACUGGACUACCCGCCUUUCUUCGCCCACUUCGAGUGGGUGCUGUCGCAGGUGGCCAAGUAUGUGGAUCCGCGGAUGCUGGAGGUGCAGAACCUCAACUAUGAGUCCAAGGGGACCGUCUACUUCCAGCGGCUCUCGGUGAUUGCCACAGAUCUGGUCUAUGUCCUAGGCGUGCGCAGCUGCCUGGGAUCAUUGGGUUUGGCGCGUGGCACGCAGCAGCACUUUGCCGGCUCCAUGUUGCUCCUGCUCAACGUGGGACUGCUAUUCGUGGACCACAUCCACUUCCAGUACAACGGUUUUCUGUUUGGCAUCCUGCUUCUGAGCAUCGGGGCCCUCAUCCGUCAGCGAUUCCUCUGGAGCGCCUUUGCCUUCGCUGUGCUGCUCAACUUCAAGCACAUCUUCCUGUACUUGGCACCGGCUUUUGGGGUCUACCUGCUGAGAUUCUACUGCCUAGAGCAAACCUCUGUGCUUUCCAUGGCGAGUGCCUUUGUCAAGUUGCUGGCUGUGGGACUAACUCCGUUCGCCAUGUCCUUUGGACCCUUCUGGCAGCAGCUUCCGCAGGUCCUUUCCCGCCUGUUUCCAUUCAAGCGAGGCCUGACGCACGCCUACUGGGCACCCAACUUCUGGGCACUGUACAACACAGCAGACAAGGUGGCCGCUGGCGUUUUAAAGGUGCAGGAUUCCGGAACCUCUACCACGUCGGGAUUGGUACAGGAAGUCAGGCACACCGUGCUGCCACCCAUCACACCGCCCGUAACGUUCGUCCUCACCGUUGUCUUCAUGCUGCCAAUUCUGGUAAAACUCUUCAGGAGUUCCAAGAAUCAAAGUCCCCUGGUCUUCCUGCGAGCCGUGGUUUUGUGCGGCUGCUCCUCGUUUGUGUUUGGAUGGCAUGUGCAUGAGAAGGCCAUCUUAAUGGUGCUUAUUCCCCUUUGUCUAUUGACCCUUGUUAACCGCGAGGAUGCCAGAUACGCCUAUAUCCUGGGCAUUGCUGGAUACUUUUCUCUGUUUCCGCUGCUCUUUGACGCGGAUCUGUACAUUCCUCGGUAUUCCCUGUACAUGUCCUAUGUGGCCAUGCUGUACGGCCAGCUGUAUCGCAUCUUUCCCGGCUUUCGGGGCUUCCACGCGCUGGAGUGGCUCUACAUGCUGGGUUUCCUGGCCAUUCCGCUGUACGAGCACCUGCUCGCCUUCCUGCUGCACUUGGACAAGCGUCUUCCCUUCCUGCCACUCCUGCUGACAUCCGUGUACUCGGCGCUGGGAGUGCUCUACUUCUUUGGGGCCUUCUAUCUGUACGCCCUGGGCUUUACCUGGGGCAAGGUGGCCUUGAGCGGCCCAUCCUGCUCCUCCGCUGUUAAAAGAAAACGAAAAACAAAAUAAACGGAGCAGUAGAAUGGGCUUCAGCAGAAA